AUGCUGGAAGAGGAGGGUGUCACAGUGCCAUCUGGUAGCCCUGCCGUCAGCCUGCCCCACCCACCCCCACCUGCUCAACCCCAUGAAGAGGUUGUAUUACCCCAUGCAGAUCCUUUGCCUCAGGAACACAGGGACAUGGCAGCUCCUUGGAUAGAGAUUUUAGGUGAGGACCUCAUCUCUUGCCUCUUCUCAAAGAACUGGACAGUGCGGGAGACGGGUCUGAGAAGGGUUUCUCAGGAAGCGGUGGCUGUCUUCCUGCCAGCGUCUGGGGAGGGCCGCACUGGGGCCAGAGUGUCCUCAGACAGACACGAGGCCAAAACACAGAUGCUGUCUACCUGCUUCAGCAUCCUGGCACUGAUGUGUGGAGACCCUGUGUAUAGAGUGUUUGUGGCUGCAUUGAAAACUUUGAGAACAGUGCUGGCAUAUGUACCCUGCCGAGAUGACACUCAGAGGAAAGAGCUGCAGGAUUUGUUGGUCCCUGUACUGAAUACAAUACUGAUUAAAUGUGCAGAUGGGAACAGACGCACAAGCUUGUUGUCCAUCUCUACCAUAGUAGAACUGGGCAAAGGGCAAUCUGGGGAGCUUGCCAUUGGAAGAGAGAUAUUCAAUUCGGGUCAGGGUGGUAUUGGAGGCGUGUCGUUCAUACUGACAUGUAUGUUGGAGGAGUACACACUGGAGGAGGUUCAGUGGCAGUGGUUAUUGGGACGCCUGUGUGCCUUGGACCGUCUCAUGGAGGAAUUCCCCCUAGAGUUCACAGUGGAGGCUGCCAGAGGAGAGCACAUCUCAGACCACCCGAGACUCCAUGCUGUUCUGAACUUCGUCUUCAAAGCCUUGAAACACAGUCACCAGAGGAUAGCCAAGCUUGCCAGGAGGACGUUCAUAUUUGCAGUCAGACCCACGGCCCACAUUCCAGGAAUUUUCUCCGAAGUCAAGGAAAUGUUGAACCACUUAGACUCCAGCUUGCACAUUCGGAUGCUGCGGCAUCUGGCUCAUAUUUUCACAGAACCUGCAUUGCUAGUGCCUUACCAUAAUAUCACAUAUCAGAAUGGCCCAGCGGUUGAUUUUGAGAUCCCUGGGGAUAGGGGAGAAGGCUCUGAUACCCCAAGGUCUCUCUCCCCUGAUAUGCCUCUCCCAUCAAGUCAGGGUUCCAGUCCAAUGCCCCAGACUCCCACCGAGGAUGGAGACUGUAAUGAUGGUAUUGGUGAGGAUAACAGACUUGAUAACAUGACUCCCAAUAAUAAUGAGUUGGGUUCUGAUUUACAGAAUAACAAUGUGCCAAAUGACAAUGAUGUUGAGGAGCAAACUCACCAAGAUGAAUUCUUAGGGGAAAACGGACUUGAGGCUUCAGUACAACCAGAUGAAGCAGCCGCAGGUUCAAAGAGUGCAAUUGCACAGGACAAUCAUGUUGAUGGUGAUACAAAGAAGUUGGAAGAAACCACAGACAGAAGUAAUGUGAAUGGAGAAUUGCCUGGUAAUGCAGAGAACCAUGUUUCUGGUACAAAAACUGCCAAAGAUGCCAACAGGAAUCUUAAGCAAGCAAAUCCAGUCUUAUUGACUCCACCCAACACUCCAUUGCAGCAAUCACUGGACAAGGAGCAGGUAUCUCUUUCUGCAAAGAAGGUUCCACAAUCAGAGUCUACCUCGUCACCUUUGGCUGGGGCUCAGCCAAAAGAUUGGGGAGAUAUUACAACAAAGCAACUGGAAUGUGACUGUAUAGAGCCCCCACAGCCACAUGGGAUCCACAUGCAUCAUAAAUCACAGGGUAAUAGGGACCAAGAGGAGAUACAGCCUUCACUGCCAUCUUGUGGUGAAAAUGCACAUCACAAAGCACAGGGAUAUGGAAACUGUGAUGACAGACAGGACGAGGCACAGGCAGCACCACUGAACUGUAACUGUCUUAUAAAACCUUGUCCCUGUGAGGAUAAAUUUCGGUUGCCACAGGAGCCAUGUUCACCCAAGAAAACUUACUUGUGUUCUGCUUGCAGAAGGUAUUCCAUUUUAUCAACAGAGGACUCCACUGAGUUGACACUGUCUCCAGCAGGACUGGAUGAGAAGCCGGUGUCUUUCAAGACUGAAGUGGCGUCCUCGCCCAGGGUGUCGCCGGACGCAAGCCAGGAUGAUGGUGCCUCGUCUGAUCCCUGUUACUGUAAGGAGGAGGUGGAGAUCGAGGAGGCCCAGGCCCUGGCAGCUGCCAUGGAGGCUUCCACUAAACAGGAAGAUUUACCUAUCAUUCCACAGCUGGGCAGCAGGGAGAAAGACGAGAUUACCAUCCAUAUUCAGGAUGAGGGAGGUGGAGAAAAUGAUGAGCCUCAGCCCAAGGCCUACUUGGAUGGCAUACACUGGCAGCGUGGCCCUCUGAUUGGCACUGGUGCCUACAGUACCUGCUAUCAGGCCAGGGACGUCAAGACUGGGACCAUUAUGGCAGUAAAACAGAUCUCGUUCUGUAGAAACACAGCUGUAGAGCAAGCUCAGGUGGUUGAGGCAAUAGAAGAUGAGAUUCGUAUGAUGGCCAAGCUGAACCAUGUCAAUGUAGUCAGAAUACUUGGAGCCACCAGACAGGGUUGCCAUUUUAACAUGUUUGUGGAGUGGAUGCCAGGUGGUGCUGUGGCCUGUCUCCUGGCCACUUAUGGACCAUUCAGUGAGGUAGUGAUCACCAGUUACACUCAGCAAGUGCUCAGGGGGCUGGCAUACCUGCAUGAUAACCAGAUAUUACACAGGGACAUGAAAGAUCUCCUGAGGCUGUUUGACUUAGAAAUCAUUGACAGGCUGCUGCACGUCUCAGCCUUCUGUGCAUAUUUGUAA
Lingula anatina is the source of this 2802-nucleotide messenger RNA. Its product is annotated as mitogen-activated protein kinase kinase kinase 1. The record is from RefSeq and is a predicted model, not a curated record. Gene Ontology annotation, biological process: protein phosphorylation. Gene Ontology annotation, molecular function: ATP binding; zinc ion binding; protein kinase activity. Lineage: Eukaryota; Metazoa; Brachiopoda; Lingulata; Lingulida; Lingulidae.